GAACCUUAUGUUGUCUCCUUGGAUGCAGCCAUAACCGACCAAUUUGAAUACCCUGUUCUAUAUCAUAACAGGGCAUCUUUUGCUCACCAUAAUGUCGCUGCGGUACAUGCAGCAGGACAAUGCUAUGAAGCUUCAACAACAAUAGUUCUCAUUGCUGCUCCACUAAUCAUCAAAGUCCCAGACCUGGGAGAUCCUCUGGUAUCUGUUCCUGGUUCAAGGUGGAGAGGGGGGUUAGCUCCUAGUUGUACCAAUGAUACUAUUGUUCCAUACCAUUACGGAAUAAGAUUCGUGUAAUAAAUGCACUUCCUUGGGAAUAAAAAAAUCGAUCUACUGGGGACUUUUUGGUGGGCGAGGCAGUUCACCAACCGUAAUGGCAACUAAGUUUGAUAAUUAUCAAAGGUGUUAAGUAUUUAUUUGAG
Molecule: messenger RNA, 419 nt
Organism: Ilex paraguariensis (yerba mate)
Lineage: Eukaryota; Viridiplantae; Streptophyta; Magnoliopsida; Aquifoliales; Aquifoliaceae
Source: the annotation of a GenBank genome assembly